Laccaria bicolor S238N-H82 is the source of this 2241-nucleotide messenger RNA. RefSeq names its product actin-related protein Arp5p. The coding region runs from base 1 to 2241 and encodes 746 amino acids. Lineage: Eukaryota; Fungi; Basidiomycota; Agaricomycetes; Agaricales; Hydnangiaceae. The record is from RefSeq and is a predicted model, not a curated record. Gene Ontology annotation, biological process: regulation of DNA-templated transcription. The transcript is spliced from 14 exons. Gene Ontology annotation, cellular component: cytoplasm; Ino80 complex.
AUGACCUCGACAUUGAAUAUUAAUCAUUUGCCAAAGCCUAUACUGCCAACCCAUCCCCUAAGGAAAGAUACAUACGACGGCCACUCCGACAACUUUACCCCCAUCGUAAUUGACAACGGUGCCACCACUCUUCGUUGGGGCUGGGGGACCGAAGAUGAAUCAUGGUUACCCUACCAAGGCCCAAACUGUAUUGCAAAGCUCAAAGAGCGUCGCACAAACAAACCUCUUCUUCUAUUUGGAGAGGCAAUUGAGCUUGAAAGUGGUGCUAGAGCGCAAGCUAAAAGUCCUUGGGAGGGGGAUGUCCUAUUGAACUUUGACGCGAUGGAGAACGUGUUGGAUUAUGUUUUUAUCCAGCUCGGAAUCGAUCAUCCCGACAUAGACAACCCUGUCGUGAUGACGGAAAGACUUUGCACCCCCCUCCAUUCGCGAAUGUUGACCUCCGAACUUAUUUUUGAACUCUACUCCUGCACUGGUUUGACCUACUGUAUCGAUGCGAUCAUGUCUUUCUACGAAAACAGCUGCAAAUACCCAUUAUGGCGUGAAUAUAACACCGAGUGCUCGUUUAGAUCCGACGGUCUUGUCCUCUCAUUCAAUACCGCUUCAACCUCCGUCAUACCAGUAUUAAAUGGGAAAGGAAUUCUCAGCCAUGCGAAACGGAUACCCUGGGGCAGCUCCCAAGCGUCCGAUUACCUCUUGAGGUUAAUCCAGCUCAAGUACCCCAACUUCCCAACACGUGUAACAACAGUUCAAACAAAUUGGAUGCUUCAGAACCUCUGUGAAAUUUCAACUGAUUAUCCGGCCCUCCUUCGCCAAUUGAAAGAUCCCCUGAAACUACGUGCCUCUGAGCAAGUGAUACAGUUUCCUUUUGCCCUUCCUGUUGUCGAAGAAAAAACAGAAGAAGAAUUGGCAAGAAUUACGGAGAAGAGGAGGGAACAGGGUCGGAAGUUGCAAGAAAUGGCUGCGAAAACCAGGAUGGAAAAGCUCGUGCAAAAGGAGAACGAUUUGCAAUACCUGCUUGCUUUGAAGGAGGGGAAAGCACGGGAUAGCAAGCGGGAUUGGGCGAAUAAACUGCAAAACGAAGGUUUCGACAGCGAUUCAGCCUUGAAUGACAUGAUCAAGAAACUCGAAAACGACGUCAAGAAAGCACGUAAGAAAGAAGCUGGGGAUGGUGACGACCAGCCUGUAGAAGAACCCACAUUCAAUCUAGUCGAUGUCCCUGAUGCUGACCUAGACGAAGAGGGCCUCAAAGAGAAACGCAGGCAAAAGCUCUUAAAAGCCGGCUUUGAGUCACGCGCACGCGCGCGAAAAGAGAAAGAACGCGAGCGAGAAGAAAAGCAACGCGAGGAGAAGCGAGAAGAGGAAGAACGCGAAAUGGAUUUGAAUGGUUGGGCAAGAAAGCUCAGGCAAGAGCAGGAGGUAAGUGCUGAUAAUUCUAUCAAAGAGAAAGCGGCUCUGAGUGAUAGGAAGAGCGCUGCUGCACAGGCCCGAAUGAAGAGUAUCGCUAACUUGGCUUCUGACGACCGCGUUCCAAAGAAGAAACGCAAAGGCGGAGGAGGUGAUCCCCGCGACAUGUUCGGUGCAGACGAUGCCGAUUGGGCCAUUUAUCGUAAAAUCGUACGUUCAACCACCUCAGAAUACGAAGAAGACGAUCUUGCCCAACUAGCCACUGUGGAACAGAAGCUUCUUGCGUAUGAUCCAACAUUCACACCACAACAUACCCACGCAUCGAUAGCCACCAAACGCUCUGCCCUGCUAUCAGCCUUUCGACCGACAUAUGAGGAAGGUGAUGUUGAAGGUGUGUUUUGCCAUGCCCGUAUUCAUCUGUCUACGGAAAGGUGGCGAGUGUGUGAGACCUACUUUGCUCCUUCAAUGGCAGGUGUCGACUCGGCUGGUUUGGGAGAGGUAAUCCAAAACGUUCUAGCCCGCUUUACCGAAGAAGAGAAAGGGCGCCUUGUAAAGAAUGUAUUCCUAACAGGAGCCCCAUCCCAGCUCCCUGGCCUCGUCCCGCGAUUGCAAGCGACGCUCCGCCCGAUACUACCUCCUGAAAUGUCAUUUGAGAUUGUCAAGGCUAGAGAUCCUGUGUUGGAUGCUUAUAACGGGAUGGCCAGGUUUAGUCGAACUACGGACUUGAAUAAAACCUGGAUGUCCAGGGAUGAGUAUUAUGAACAUGGUCCAGAACGAAUCCGGAGAUGGUGGGGAAGCAAUUGGGAUAACGCAUUACCCCCAAAAUCAGACCGUUGA